Molecule: messenger RNA, 447 nt
Organism: Elaeis guineensis (African oil palm)
Lineage: Eukaryota; Viridiplantae; Streptophyta; Magnoliopsida; Arecales; Arecaceae
Source: RefSeq, a predicted model, not a curated record
GGCUGACGUUUAUUAUAGCGGAGGCGUGUUUGCUGGCCGGGUCGGUGCGGAACGCGUACCACACCCGGUACCGGACGCUGUUCGUGAGCGACCCGCCGUCGUGCCAGACGGUGAGGAAGGGAGUCUUCGCCGCCGGCGCCGCCUUCGUCUUCUUCACCGCCAUCCUCUCGGAGUUCUACUACGUCACGUUCUCCAAGGCCAACUCAGCCUACGACAAGGAGCCCGCCAUUGGAAUGAGCCCCUACAGCUAGAUAUCGACGUCGAUUUCUCUUUAGAUUGAGAGUAUUCCUCUAUGUUGUUGUUGUUAUUGGCUUUUGAUCGUAUGCUCUUUGUUGGUGGGUACAGAACGUUACAUUGCGGACUAUUCCUGAUGGAAUGUUGAUCGAACAUAUUCUCCGUUGUUUUUUUUUUUAAUAUUAGUUUGAUGAUUCUGGAUGAACGUUUGGA